Messenger RNA from Scleropages formosus (Asian bonytongue), 5693 nucleotides. Its product is annotated as A disintegrin and metalloproteinase with thrombospondin motifs 2-like. The record is from RefSeq and is a predicted model, not a curated record. Bases 454 to 4422 code for a protein of 1322 amino acids. Gene Ontology annotation, molecular function: metalloendopeptidase activity. Gene Ontology annotation, biological process: extracellular matrix organization; proteolysis. The transcript is spliced from 22 exons. Gene Ontology annotation, cellular component: extracellular matrix. Lineage: Eukaryota; Metazoa; Chordata; Actinopteri; Osteoglossiformes; Osteoglossidae.
AUUUUUUUUUUUUUUGUAGUAGAGUACCCCUGAUGGUGUGACUGUCCCGAGAGGACAGCGCAAAACUUCUCGUGUUUCUUUUUUUUGCGUUUCCCUUUCUGCGGAGUUGUCAGCGAGGUGUCAAUCAGGGCAAGUCGACGCGCGGCACGCGCCGCGUUUUUUUUCGAGCCGCUCCGCUCAUUCGGCGCGGCGAGGGAAUGUGUGGGCGCGUGUGCGCGCGGACUCGAGACUCGUCGGAGAAAUUAGAGAGGAGGGGGGGGAGAGAAAGGGAGUGAGAGCGCGUGCAAGGGAGAGAGAGGGGAGAGUGAGGAUAGAGCGUUCCCUCCCGGCGCACUUUGCAGUUAGUUGCGGGCUGCUCUCGCCGGUGUGGCCAGUUUAGCCGGUCGCGGGGGAACUUCGACACGCUGGAUCCCGAAGUCCGUCUCUCUCUCGCGCGCGCAGUUCGGAGCUGCCAUGGGUCUCGCGCCGGGAUUCGCGGUCCUCGUCGCGCUGCUCUUCGCCCAGCGCGCGAACGGCCUCUACGUCGCCAGUAGCGUCGACUCCUUGCAGAACAUCCUGGGGGAGUAUGGACUGGUGACGCCGGUGAGCACGGACGCUGAGGGCAGGUUCCUGUCGCACUCCGUGUCGGCCGGGCAGCUCCAUAGGCGCCGGAGGAGGGAGACGGCCACGGCAGAGCACUGGGAGGAGGACGAGGAGGAAGACCACGCGGAGCGCGCCGACAGACUCUUCUACAACGUCACUGUCUUCGGCCGGGAGCUCCACCUGCGUCUGCGGCUCAACUCGCGACUGGUGGCACCCGGAGCCAAGAUGGAGUGGCAGGAAGACUCCAACGGCAGUCGCUCCGAGCCCCUGCUGGGGAACUGCCUCUACGUGGGCGAUGUCACCGGCAUGAGGGGUGCGUCCGUCGCCAUCAGCAACUGUGACGGCCUGGCUGGUAUGAUUCGAACGGAGCAGGAGGAGUUCUUCAUCGAGCCCGUGGAGCGAGGAGAUCACGUGAUGGGCGAGGAGGAUGGUGGCGGCGGCCGCACCCACGUCGUCUACCGUGCUUCGGCCAUGAAGAAGCCUCCUGCCUCCGAUACGGCUGACAUGCACUACAGAGGUGCAGACUUGGGUGGACUUCUGGACCUGGAGACGCUGUACCGCGGUGUGGAGCAGAACCUGAACCAGAGCCGGAGGGCCCGGCGACAGGCAGUGGACAGGGCUUACAACAUCGAGGUUCUGCUGGGUGUGGAUGACUCCGUCGUUCAGUUCCAUGGCAAGGAGCACGUGCAGAAGUACCUGCUCACCCUCAUGAACAUUGUGAACGAGAUUUACCACGAUCAGUCCCUGGGAGCACGGAUCAACGUGGUCCUGGUGCGGAUCAUCUUGCUCGGAUAUGGGAAGUCGAUGAGUCUCAUAGAGCUGGGGAACCCAUCACAGAGCCUGGAGAACGUGUGCCGUUGGGCCUUCCUGCAGCAGAAGCAGGAUACAGGAGAUGCCGAGUACCACGACCAUGCCAUCUUCCUCACACGCCAGGAGUUCGGGCCCACAGGCAUGCAGGGCUAUGCCCCGGUGACAGGCAUGUGCCACCCUGUGCGGAGCUGCACUCUCAACCACGAGGAUGGCUUCUCCUCUGCUUUUGUGGUAGCGCAUGAGACUGGACACGUGCUGGGUAUGGAGCAUGAUGGCCAGGGGAAUCGCUGUGGAGACGAAGUACACAUGGGCAGUAUCAUGGCCCCGCUGGUGCAAGCCGCCUUCCACCGCUUCCACUGGUCCCGUUGCAGCCAGCAAGAACUCGGCCGCUACCUGCAUUCCUACGACUGUCUCCGUGACGACCCUUUCGACCACGACUGGCCCUCGCUACCGCAGUUACCAGGGAUCCACUACUCCAUGAAUGAGCAGUGCCGCUUCGACUUUGGCGCAGGGUACAUGAUGUGCACAGCGUACCGCACCUUCGACCCCUGCAAACAGCUGUGGUGCAGUCACCCAGACAACCCCUUCUUCUGCAAGACCAAGAAGGGCCCCCCUAUUGAUGGAACCAUGUGUGAUCGCGGAAAGCACUGCUUCAAGGGCCACUGCAUCUGGCUGACACCCGACAUCUUGAAGCAGGAUGGGAACUGGGGCAUGUGGAGCAAGUUCGGCUCCUGCUCUCGGACCUGCGGUGGAGGAGUCAGGUUCAGGACCCGUGAGUGCGACAACCCUAUCCCUGCCAAUGGGGGACGCACCUGCUUCGGUCCCAACUAUGAAUUCCAGCUGUGCAAUACAGAAGAGUGCGCCAGCAUCUUCAGUGACUUCCGGGAGGAGCAGUGCCGCAUGUGGAACCCCAAGUUCGAGUACCAGAAUUCCAAGCAUCACUGGCUGCCCUUCGAGCACUCUGACCCCAAGGAGCGAUGCCACUUAUACUGCCAGUCCAAGGAGACGGGGGACGUGGUGAACAUGCAGAGGAUGGUACAUGACGGGACGCGCUGCUCCUACAAGGAGCCCUACAGCAUCUGCGUGCGUGGGGACUGCGUGAAAGUGGGUUGUGACCAUGUGAUUGGGUCCGCCCAGCAGGAGGACAAGUGCGGCGUCUGCGGGGGGGACAACUCCAGCUGCAAAGUUGUCAAGGGGACGUUCAACCGCGGGGCCAGAAAGCAAGGUUUCCUCAAGAUCCUUGAAAUACCCCGGGGGGCCAGACAUCUGCUCAUCCAGGAAUUCAAGGGCACAGCUCACAUCCUAGCGGUGAAGAACCAGGCCACGGGGCACUUCUUUCUCAAUGCCGAGGGGGAGUUCCCAGAAUCCCGGACUGUCAUCGAAAUGGGGGUUGAGUGGGAAUACUUCAAUGACGACGAUAAGGAGACCAUUCAGACCAACGGCCCGCUCAGAUAUGGGGUCCUUGUCAUGGUGCGCACCCACGGAGAGGCGAAGGUGGCCCUCUCCUAUAAGUACAUCAUCCACGAGGACCUGCAGUCGUCCAUCGAGAGCAACAUCCUGCUGGAAGACUCAUCCUACGAGUGGGCGCUGAAGAAGUGGUCGCACUGCUCCAAGCCAUGUGGCGGAGGUAAGCAGUACACGCGCUACGGGUGCAGGAGGAAGUCGGACAGCAAGAUGGUUCACCGCACCUACUGUGAACACAUCCCCAAGCCGCAAGCCAUCAACCGGACGUGCAACCCAAAGGAGUGCUCCCCUCCCAUCUGGGUGACAGGUGACUGGGAGGCCUGCAGUAAGUCCUGUGGGAAGAUGGGCUACCAGAUGCGCUCAGUGCGCUGCGUCCAGCCUCUGCACGACGGCACCAACCGUUCCAUCCACAGCAAGUACUGCAACGAUGACCGGCCUGAGUCCCGCCGGCCCUGCAACCGCCACCUGUGUCCUGCUACCUGGAGGGUGGGGCCCUGGUCCCAGUGUUCAGUCACGUGUGGCAACGGGACCCAGGAAAGGCAGGUUCUGUGCCACACGCGUGAGAACACCAUUGGCCUUUGCCUAGACACCAAACCAGAGAGCAUCAGGGCGUGCCGGCUGGCCCCGUGUCCAAGGAACUCCAGUGACCACCGCAAGAACGGCAACUUCCUGAUCCAGUGGCUGUCCAGGCCCGACCCCAACUUCCCCAUCCAGAAGAUCUCCUCAAGGCAACGUUGUCAAAGGGACAAGUCGGUCUUCUGUCGCAUGGAGGUCCUGAAUCGCUACUGCAGCAUCCCUAGCUUCAAGCAGAUGUGCUGCAAGUCCUGCAGCGAGGACAACCACACCAAAGGCCCCAGCCCACAUGGCUCCACGAGAUAUACCACAGCUCCCAGCCAUGUAGGCGCAAAGUCCACUGUGGUUCUCACUCAAACAGCUGCGCGGUACAGCACCACUCCCAGAUUUUCCACCCAGGAUUACCCAGAACACACCAUGUCCUCCAUGACCGCCACAUUAAUUACAUCAAUAAGUCCUACCCGCACUUUCCACGUCACCACUGCUCCUGUCUCCAUUGCCACUGCUGAUUUUACCGGUGUUGCCACAGAUGACAACUCUCAUGAUGACAGCACUGAUGACGGGUCUCUUUCUAGCAGCAGCGAACCUUUCGAAGACACCAAAGUUCUCAGUAUUGUUGUCACCUCCGAUGGCACAGCUUCCAAUCCCCCUGACUCUAGUGAUCGCAUCACAGUGCUCCUUUCAACCACCUCGUCCAACCUUGGAAACAUGGGCUACAAGACAACAGCUGUGCCAACAACAUCUCAAUCCACCAAGGCCCCGAAACAUCCCUCCAGGACCAGGAUUCCAAACCGAAUGGAGGAGACCAAGGAGAACAACUCCAUCGACGUGUCCUACAGGAUUGGGGGUUUUGACAAUGAGGUCACCCAGAGCAACGUCAUUCCGCGGAGGAGAAGUCUGUUUAACGAACGAACACGCAACAAACGGAUCCAGGAGCUCCUGGCAGAGAAGCGCGACUUCCUCAGGAGGAUGAAACGAGGACCAAGCGUUUGAACGGCGUUGCUACACUUUCUCUUAUAGAGAUGAGUCUUAUCGAUCAUGGAUUGUAAUUAUUUAAUCUCAGAUACACAUUGGUGCUCUCGUCCCAUACUGGAAAGCCAACCAUUGAAAAACAAGGUGCAGAUGUUCCUUACUGGUUCAGCAAACUAAACUGUGUGGAGUAAAACCACCAGCCAAUGUUUACACAGUUGCAUCAACCUUUGAGAUUCUUCUCUAAAGAGGCUUCGCGAAAGCAGUUUGACUUUUUUUAUGUGUGCGAAAUCGGUCACUGUAUUAGCGGCACACCUGUCUCACGCUGCAUGCCGAACAUGAAAUGUUAUCUUUCCAAACCAUGACUCUUUCUUCUCAAAAUGGGGUUUAUGUUGCAUUCAUCCUUUCUUCUUCUCUCAGCUAAGCGGAGACCAUCCUUAGGAAUGACAGCGCUUCACAGUAUAAUCAUGUAUUCUUUUUUCUUUCGUUUGAAAAUAUUUGAAAUUCUGUGAUUUUCCUCUUACGGGGAAUUUUUGUUAAACUUUUAAAAGAAUCAUUUUCUUUUUGCUGAAAGUAGUAUCCAAGGACAUAGUUUAAGAUAAAUACAGUAGAAUAAUUCUAAAAUGAAAGGUUUGGAGAGAUGGGGCUUCAUGUUUGGACCAACCAGAAACGCAGGCCACAUUCGAACCUGAGCGGCUUUUUUGUGGUGGACCUGUGCGGUGCUGUCGUAUCUCGUGUUCUUCGGCCCGUCUGCUGCUUCUUGCAGUUUCACUUGCUGCUUUGACGUGAGAAACAAAUGAAGGGGUCUCUAUGGAACUUUGAAGUAGUGCGUGGAGUGGUUGUUUCGAGUGGCACUUGGAAUAUUUUUAUUUUUCAGAAAAAAUACAUGCUCACAUAUAUAACCAUCUUGUUACACUUUCCUUGAUUGCUAGGCACCUUUCCAGGAUGUCACCCUGACCUUCUGACCUUUGAACCUCAUCUGUGCAGAUGAAGGGGCCUCUUUAAUGUGUUUACUGUGCUGUUCUCCUACAGGUGCCAGUGGCUCUCUCCAAAGCAAUAGAGGCCUUUUCAUUGACUUUUGUGUAUUACAUUUCUAAACAUAAAGAAAAAAACAAAAAAUAAAAGUCUAUUACCUGUUGCAUCACAACAGAAUUGAACAGGGCCAGUUAUUUCUGACGGUGCCUUUUGAGCGGAACAUUUUUCCUCGCCGCGCCUUCUGCAAACGCACCUAGAGGUUUUCUGUACAAUAUCUGUACAUAUGAACUAGAACUUUUAUUUUGAAUAUUUAUUAAAGU